CCCCGCUCCGCCCCCGGCCCCGCCCGCCGCCGCCGCCGCCAUGUUGCGGCCGUUGGUGCCCGGUGCGGGGUGAGGCCUGCGCGGGGCCCGGCGGCGGCGGGGCCCUCCGAGGAGAAGCCGCCUUGCGUGGGUGGCAACCUGGAGCUCCCUCCCUGAGCGCUAUGGUCCGCGCUGGCUCGGGAGCUGCGCCGGAGCUGCCGUGGACCCGCGACAGCCCCCGGGAAUAGCGCGGCCAGCCAAAGCUUUCACCAUGGGGGACAUGAAAACCCCAGAUUUCGAUGACCUCUUGGCUGCUUUUGACAUCCCCGAUCCCACGAGCCUGGAUGCCAAGGAGACCAUCCCGUCAAGCGGGGAGGAGAACGAGAAUCACCUCAAGUCCUCGGGCAUCUGCAUAGAUGAGAACGUGUCCUUGUCCCACUCUUUGCCCCCCUCCGACGCGCCCGUCGUGAGCGUGAUAGUGAAGAACACGAGUCGCCAGGAGUCCUUCGAAGCAGAAAAGGAGGGGAAUCACCUUGGGACUGGUCUGCUACACAACGGCUUCCGCGGCUCUGAUCUGCCGUCGGAGGCUCACGCUUUAGUGCAUAAUUAUGGCAAGUUUGAGUCGACUUUUAUUAAUGGCGACAGCUCGAGAAGUUACUCUGAUAAACUGGACCAGUCCAAGUCGGAGCCUUUGCCAACGUUUAGUCAGUUUAGCCCGAUUUCCAGCCCCGAACCAGAGGACGCGUUCAAAGAGAACAGUAUUUGUGAUAAACCCAAACAUGCCCAAACUCCGUAUUUUCUACCGCCUUCAAUGUAUAUACCGACAGGAGCUUCAGUACUGGAUAAUCUUAGGAAGGUACCAGAGCCUGAAUUGAGCAUGUUUGAUCAGUACUGUAAAAAGGAACAGAAGAUGGAAAUCCACUGCCAGCCGGAGAACAGGCUGGAGAUGAGCAGGAGAGACCACAACAAGGCAGCGGAGAGGUUUGUGGAGUCAAGCAAGGACUUGGUAGAUACCAACAGCUUUCUUGGAGAAGGCUUGGUGUUUGGAGACCUCCCUCACAAUAAUUUAGGAGAAAGCAAGGGCUCUGUGCCCGAGCUAAAUGCGUCUUCGUCCGUUCCGCCUCGCCAGCGGUUAAAGCCAACUCAUUCCAAGUUGUCGUCCUGCGUGGCGGCGUUGGUAGCUCUUCAGGCCAAAAAGGUCGCGUGUAUUCCAAAAGGCGACCAGCCAAACCUUACCAAGGAACCUGGUCCUUUCAAAGACGGGACAAAAGGAAGUCCAAAAAUGCCCAAGUCACCAAAGAGUCCCCGAAGCCCCUUGGAGGUGGUGAGGAAGGCCGGCAAGCAGCCUGAGAGUCCUCGAAGCGUGUGCAGCGACAGCAGCGGGAAGGGCUCUCCUUCCAUGGCCGCCGGCUCUCCGCCAGCUAUUCCCAAAGUUCGGAUCAAGACCAUCAAGACAUCCUCUGGGGAAAUUAAAAGAACUGUAACAAGAAUUUUGCCAGAAAGCGACGAGUUGGGCAAAUCUUCGGAAGAGUCGCCUGCGGAAACCUCGUCUGCCGAAGAGUUUAUCAAAUCUUUCCCGUCCCCUGACACCAGCGCGGUUAUGGAGAGCGAGACUAGCAAGAAUUCAGGCAAAACCAGGGCUGCCGUGGCUAUCCAGCUGUCAAACACGAGUCCUUACAGGGAUGAUAUGAAAACAGAUCUCGCUGCAAACAGCGCGUGUGCCGUGUCCUUAUCUCCGCUGCCCAGCUGCGGCGGCGGGGCCAUAAAGGUGGGAGUGAAGAGGCAGCAGCAGCAGCCGUCCAGCGCCUCCAGCCUCCUGCCCAAAGCCGUGCACUUGGCCAAUCUCAACUUGGUCCCGCACAGCGUCGCCGCGUCCGUCACGGCCAAGUCGUCCACGCAGCGGCGAAACCAGGCGCAGGUGACGCAGAUGUCUGUGCCGCUGGUGCACCAGGUCAAGAAAGCCGCUCCCGUUGUUGUGGAGGCGUUUAAUAAAGUGCUGCAGAGCGCCAACCCGGUGCCCGUCUAUACUCCAAACCUUAGUCCUCCGCCUGACACCAGUAUUAAUUUACCUGCCUCUGGGUAUUGUUGCCUGGAAUGCGGGGACUCGUUUGCCUUAGAGAAAAGCCUGACUCAACACUAUAGUCGACGAAGCGUUCAUAUCGAAGUCAUGUGCACUCAGUGUUCAACGACGCUGCUUUUUUUUAAUAAGUGCAGCUUGCUUAAACACGCGCGAGAUCACAAGAGCAAAGGGUUCAUCAUGCAGUGUUCUCAGCUGCUGAUGAAGCCCAUUUCCUUAGACCAAAUGUUUUCACCUUCUCCUACGAGCUCUUCGGCCUCUCUGGCUCCGCAGAUGUUGCACUCACCGUCUCCUUCGCGUAAGUCCAGCGCCGCUUCGGGUGGCGGGGGCGGAAUUUCCGCGGGCGCUCAGCCGGCCCUGCCGCUCUACACGGACCCGCUGAGUCUCAUCCGGCACGGACUGAAGUGUUUGGAGUGCAACAAGCAGGCGCAGGAUUACGUCGCUUUAGCAGCUCAUUACCAGAGAAUCUCAGAAGAUAAUGAGAGACUGACGUGCCAGGUGUGCCAGAUGAUGCUGCCCAACCAGUGCAGUUUCUGCGCUCACCAGCGGAUCCACGCGCACAAGUCCCCGUACUGCUGCCCCGAGUGCGGCGCCGUCUGCCGCUCCGCGUACUUCCAGACCCACGUCAGGGAGAACUGCCUGCACUACUCACGCAAGGUCGGAUUCAGGUGCAUCCAUUGCGGAGUCGUCUUCAUGACCCUCGCCCUGCUCAAAGUCCACAUCCACGAGAAGCACUGCGAAGUCUUCCACAAGUGUUCCUUCUGCCCCAUGGCCUUCAAGUCGGCCGACAGCACCACGGCCCACAUGAGCAGCCAGCACCCGGCAGAGCCUCACAAGACUACUCAGGUGAUCUACAAAUGCUCUUGCGAGACGGUCUUUAACAAGAAGAAGCUGCUCCAAGAGCACUUCGAGCAGAACACCAGCAAGUUGUUAGUAGGGGUGUUUAAGUGCCCGCAGUGUCAGCUGGUCUAUAUGCAGAAACAGCAGCUAAUGCAGCACGUUAAGGGUGUUCACGGAGUCCCCCAAAAUCCUGAGGAGCUCUCCAAUUUCCGCCAGAAAUCUGAGAAGGCGUCAAGGAACCAGGUUCAUACCCCACCAAAGGAGCUGUCGGUCGCCAACGGGACUUCCCACCCCCCUGUGCCGAGGAAGGACAUGAGGCUGGAAGGACACAACCCCGAAUCCAAGUCCAGAUUGAGAAGAACUGGUUGGAUUUGCAAGGAAUGUUCCCAGUGGAUCCCCGAUCGGGAAACCUACGUGUCCCACAUGAAGAGAAACCACGGAAGGUCUAUGAAGAGAUAUCCCUGUCGACAGUGCGAACGCUCGUUUAACGCCUCCAACAGCCUGCGCAGACACAUCCGCAAUAAUCACGACACAGCAAAGAAAGUUUAUACUUGCUGGUACUGCACAGAUGAACAUCAGACCUUUCCUCAGCCGUUCAUGCUGGAGAAUCACAUCAGCCUCAUGCACGGCAUCAAAAACCCGGACUUAUCCCAGAUGGCCAAAGCAAAAGUUCCAGAGAGAGACACAGCAGAAGCAAAAUCUCCAAAGAAGACGGCAGCGGACGAGCUGGGUCAGGCACAGACUGUUGCGGGUUCGGACGCGCCGCCGGCCAAAAAACUGAAAGCGCACUGGAAAUGCGCGAAAUGCGGCUUUGCCACCGACGUCAGCGCCGAGUUUCAGGAACACAUCCCGCGGCACAAGACAGACAGCUCCACCUACCAGUGCUUGUUCUGUGGCUUGUGCUACACCUCGCACAUCUCCCUCAACAGACACCUCUUCAUCGUGCAUAAAGUAAAAGAUGAGGAGGAGGAGGAGGAGGAGGAUGAAGAGGAGGAGGAAGACGAAAGGCAGAAGUUACAAAGGGAGAGGGGUGAGAACGGACACAAGGGGUACAAUGGCGAGACGAACACUACGGCGGAAGAAGAAAACCCGAAAUGCAAAGAGUGCAAAAGUGACUCAGCUCUUUGUGAGCACAGUCAGACGUGCGGCGUGGAGGGGCCCAACAGCACCUCGCAGAACAAUCAUUUGAAGUCUCUUAAGACUUAAAAACAAAAAAGAACCCCUUUUGGUUGGUCGGGGGGGUUUUGUUGGGGGGUUUUUACUCAAAAGACGGGGUGGGGAUGGGGCGAAUCUUUGAAAUAUUCUGUUGAUUUCUUGGGGUGGACACAGCCUUCCGUUAACUUCUAUUUGUAAGGGAAAUUUAAAAAAGGAAAAAACAAAACCAAGCCAACCAAACCCUGCCAUUGCAUCCUAAGCGCUACCUCUCUGCCAGCCCAGAGAGGUGAAAAGGGAAAGCAGGGCGAGAAUCCUCGCUGGAGCUCGUGCAGCUCCUGAGGAUGGAGGAGCACUUUCUGCAGCUGCCGUUCCCCUCGGACGAGCUCUGUUCCUCCGCGCGCCGCCUCAGCCCUGCCCGGGGCCCGGCCUCGCCUUCCCCGUCUCGCUUUCUUUCUCCUGUUUAUGGCUUUCCUCUCUUCCCAUCCUGUCUUUGUUUUAUUCAUUUUCACUCGUGACACCGUCUCAGCAAAACUCGCUUGUCUGGACCGUGCUGGCCCAUCCGGGGGCUCCUGCGUGACACGGGAUGGGUUCGAGCUGCGAGCUGUGCUCAUUUUUGUUUAAUUGCCCAAAUAACCACCUUGUUCUCCAAAAGGCAAUUUAAUGAAAUAUCUUGGACAUGAAUCAUCCUGAAAGAGCAUUUUGUAGCCCCCAUCCUCUCAGGUGAGCACAGCUCAAAGCCGCGUGUCGGUGGGGCUGUGCUGCUGGACGCCGUCCCGGGGUGGGCAGAGCCGGGGGGCAGGUUGGCACCAUCCCCGGAAGGGGAAAACAUCUCCCGUCCCAUCCGUGGUGCUGGCUGGAGCCAAACCAUCACUGACCGUGUCGGCCGGUGUCAGAGCUCCCCGGCGGAUGGGUAUUGAGCUGCUGUGGUGAGGAGGGGAGCGUGGCCGCUGAGAGCAUGGCGGGAGCUGCCAUCCUGCAGCACCGUGAGGGCUGGAGUUCCGUCACCAGGGCUGGCGUCUGGCGGGAGCUCCGGUGUCCAUCACAAGGGCAUUUGGUUGGGACCUCUGGUGUCCAUCACAAGAGCAUUAGUUCCAUCAGGAGCUCCACUGUCUGUCAGGAGCUCUGGUGUCCAUCACGAGGGUGUUUGGUCAGGAGCUCUGGUGUCCAUUGCAAGCUCUGGUGUUGAUCGCGAGGGUGUUUAGUUGGGAGCCCUGGUCUCUCAGGAGCUCUGGUGCCCAUCAUGACGGCAUUUGGUCAGGAACUCUGGUCUCUUGGGAGCUCUGGUCUCUCAGGAGCUCUGGUGUCCAUCACGAGGCUGCUUGUUCCGUUGGGAGCUCCGGUGUCUGUCGGGAACUCUGGUGUCCAUCACAAGGGCAUUUGGUCAGGAGCUCUGGUGUCUCAGGAGCUCUGCUGUCCAUCACAAGCUCUGGUGUCUCAGGAGCUCGUGUCCAUCACACGCUCUGGUGUCCAUCACAAGCUCUGCUGUCCAUCACACGCUCUGGUGUCUCAGGAGCUCGUGUCCGUCACAAGCUCUGGUGCCCAUCACAUACUCUGGUGUCCAUUGCAUGCUCUGGUGUCCAUCACAAGGUCUGGUGUCUCAGGAGCUCGUGUCCAUCACACGCUCUGGUGUCUCAGGAGCUCGUGUCCGUCACAAGCUCUGGUGCCCAUUGCACGCUCUGGUGUCCAUCUCACGCUCUGGUGUCCAUCACAUGCUCUGGUCUCAGGAGCCUGUGUCCAUCACAUGCUCUGCUGUCCAUCACAAGCUCUGGUGUCUCAGGAGCUCUGGUGCCCAUCACAAGCUCUGAUGUCCAUCACAAGCUCUGGUGUCCAUCACACGCUCUGGUGUCCAUCACAUGCUCUGGUGUCUCAGGAGCUCGUGUCCAUCACACGCUCUGGUGUCCAUCACAUGCUCUGGUGUCUCAGGAGCUCUGGUGCCCAUCACAAGCUCUGAUGUCCAUCACAAGCUCUGGUGUCCAUCACACGCUCUGGUGUCCAUCACAUGCUCUGGUUUCUCAGGAGCUCGUGUCCAUCACAAACUCUGAUGUCCACCGCACGCUCUGGUGCCCACCGCACGCUCUGGCGCUGGUUCCGUCAGCUCUCCCGCGCGGCUCAGCGUGACUCCUGCCCUGGGAGCCGUUUCUUUCCGUGUGGUCACACUGACUCUUUCCUCGCUCACUCCCCCGUCUCACUCCUGCUUUGUGUAAUAUAAUUAUCUCCUCCGCCAUUAUUUUUAUUACGUUGAGCCAGAACCCUGCUCGUUAUUGUUUACUAUGACGAUGUUUAACUAAUUUAAGAACUAUUUAUCUUGUCGCAUUCGGCCCGCUCACCUCCUCGACGUGUUUUGAUACGAACACUUUGGACUCUUUGUACUUUUGAUACCUGCGGGCGGCCCAGGCCUGCCCGAGCGCGCAGGGCAGGCCGCAGGGGCCGCUCCCGAGCCGUCACGUCUCUAUUUACCCCGCAGCGGCGUCUGUGCCUUUGCUCUGAUGUUUACUUCGAAGUAUCGCCAAUAAACGCAUCCACGGUG
Messenger RNA from Columba livia (rock pigeon), 6578 nucleotides. RefSeq names its product zinc finger protein 592 (gene ZNF592). The record is from RefSeq and is a predicted model, not a curated record. Lineage: Eukaryota; Metazoa; Chordata; Aves; Columbiformes; Columbidae. The transcript is spliced from 10 exons. Bases 251 to 4102 code for a protein of 1283 amino acids.